AUGGCCCAACCCCAAAACUCCCAAUUCUUCCCAUAUUUCCCACCACAUUUUGCUCCGCCGUUCCCUCUUCCCCCACCGCCACACCACCCUCCUCCCCCUCCCAAACUUCCUCCACCACCACCCAAAUCCCCACUCCCAACACCCCCACCACCGCCGCGCCACACUCCAAGCCCUCCUCUUCCGCCACCGCCUCACACAUUCUCACCGCCACCGCCGCAUCCCAUCUCGCCACCACUUCCGCCGCCGCCGCCUGACCAUUCCACCGUAGUCAUCGUCGUGUUUCUCUCCAUCGGUGGAGUGUUCUUUCUUGCAUUCGUGGCAGCCGCUCUCUUCUGCUUCAUCAAGAAGAGAAAGAAGACGAUUGUCCAAGAAACCGACAAUGUGAAAAUCGAGGAACACGUGCGCGUCCACGAAGACAUCGUGCCGGGACCGCACGGGACACAGGCGGUGGUGCUGACCAUCGACGAGGACUUGCAUGUCGAGGAAGAAAUCCACAAGACAAGUGAAGUGGUGAAAUCGAAAGGCUCACAUCUCAGUUCUCAAGCUCCAGAGAUCGGAGAAUCCACAUCAAUCUUCAAACACCAUCACAACCUCAAAGAAUGA
Salvia splendens (bonfire salvia) is the source of this 603-nucleotide messenger RNA. RefSeq names its product protein TRACHEARY ELEMENT DIFFERENTIATION-RELATED 7A. NCBI's taxonomy places the organism in Eukaryota, Viridiplantae, Streptophyta, Magnoliopsida, Lamiales, Lamiaceae. Bases 1 to 603 code for a protein of 200 amino acids. The record is from RefSeq and is a predicted model, not a curated record. Gene Ontology annotation, biological process: plant-type secondary cell wall biogenesis. The transcript has a single exon.